Anisakis simplex (herring worm) is the source of this 960-nucleotide messenger RNA. The record is from the annotation of a GenBank genome assembly. Lineage: Eukaryota; Metazoa; Nematoda; Chromadorea; Rhabditida; Anisakidae.
AUGAAGCGUGCUCGCAUUCAAAACAUCCCAGACGACAACGACAACCACUCGACACACGAGAAGAGCUUAAAUGAGUCCGAAUGCAAGCAAGAUGAAUGUGCACAUUUAUCACCACCAGAUUGCACGAAACCUUCAUCACUUCAGAUUAGACAUUUAAAGCCACCGAAACCGGACUAUGACAUAUUGCAAUUAUUAAUCGCUGAAGAAAAGCGGAUUGGUGAACGUCGACGAAUAAUGUUCUGUGAACGACCGGUUGCUUCAUUACUCGGAAUGACUGCAUCAUGCCCAUUCACUGCCGAAGAAAUUCGUCCAUUAAGAUUUCGUGAUUUCCGAAGAUCGAUCCGAACACAUAUUUUAUUAAUUUACGAAUGGCUGCGAAACUGGCCUGAAUACGAAUCGAUCAGUAAAUUUGAUCAGAUAACGUUUUUGCGUAAAUGCGUUCUGUAUCAUACGAUACUUGAUCCAUGUUAUAUAACACUUCAAAUUGGAUAUCCAGACCGAUUUGUUAUGCAAAAUGGUGGUUAUGUUGGUACGGAUGAAACGUCAACUGAAGGGUGGGAGGAUGAAAAAGAAAUCUCGGGUAUUACCAAACAGAGAAUCUAUCGUCCGCUACUUCGUAAGAUGAUGUCUGAAGUUGUCACUCCGAUGUUAUCAAUGAAUAUAUCAUUCGAAGAAUUCGUCGCACUCAAAGCAUUUGUGUCGUGGCAAGGAGCAACAGCCGAUAUGAGUGAUGAAGCAAAACCGGCGAUGCGUAGUGCGCUGGAUGCUUUAUUCCGGAGUUUACAUAAUCAUUAUAUUACCAAUAACACUGAAGUCAGUGAACGUCUCGGCAAUAUUGUUCUAUUGCUUUCAUCUGUUUUUGCAACUGGUUUGAAGUUCGUUGAAAGUCACCAUGAAAUAGCGUUCUUUGAUUUGUGGCAACUCGACAGCUUAUUGAUCCAAUUACUGAAGUGUAAAUGA